Molecule: messenger RNA, 1719 nt
Organism: Postia placenta MAD-698-R-SB12
Lineage: Eukaryota; Fungi; Basidiomycota; Agaricomycetes; Polyporales; Adustoporiaceae
Exons: 2
Coding region: 1-1719 (572 amino acids)
Source: RefSeq, a predicted model, not a curated record
AUGCCUACUGACGUAGUCGGAAGUGCCCUCCGAGCGUAUUGGGCGAUAUACAGAGACCGCGAUGAGCUUGAACAGCAAAUAUUCAUCCAGGAGCGUGUCCUCUGCGAUCUCAGAAGCCGCCUCAACAAGCUCACGCCCAUCGCACGUCUACCUCCCGACAUCCUUGCCGAGGUCUUCCUCGUGCGCGUCGCGCAGUGCGCUGCGACGGCCCCGGAUGCGGCAGACGCGGACUUGUCAUGGCUGCGUCUCCUGCUAGUGUGCACGCACUGGCGGCACAUCGCGAUCAGCACGCCUGCGCUCUGGACGCGCGUCGUCGUCGGCGCGCGUGCACAAUGGCUCCAACUUCAGCUGUUGCGCGCGCACGAGAUGCCGCUCACGGUGCUCGCGGUGUUCACGCAGGGCGCGCGUCCCGAAGAAGAGGACGCGAAGGUGCUGAACCUCGAAUGUAUCAUCCAAAACGAGCUCGCACGCGUGCGCAUACUGCACCUGAGGGCGCCCGUGCAGAUCGUCCGGCAGGCCUUCAUGGCGAUCGCGAUCGCGCACUCGGCGGCGCACCUUACAGAAUUCAAGAUCGAGUAUGUGCCGCAAGAAGCUUCAAUUGGGGAUGACCGUCCAAUCUUGCCUUUUCUGUUGCCGGACAACAUGCCCACGCUCCAGAAGCUUGUGUUAGUUGAGAUUCCUUUCAUGUGGAUGUCCUUGCCAUCCUUCGUCAAUCUCAGACAUCUUGAGAUUCGUAAGGAUGUACGCGAUGGACACCUUGUCAUGGCUGAUUUUCUCAAUGCUGUGGAGAGCCUUAACCUUCUCGAAUUUUUGUCGCUGCGCUUCAACAUAUCAUGUUAUGCACAGGGAACGGUCCUGGCGAUGUGGCAAGUCCCGCACACUCGUGUCAUCAUUUUGCCCUACCUCCGGAAUUUGAUGCUUCAAGCUAGCUGCGCUGAUUGCAGUGUUUUGCUCAACCACAUGGUUUUCUCCAGGAGCCCAAACAUUAGCUGUGUAUGCCUUACGGACAGGGGGAGCGAGGAUUUCGCCGCUGCUAUCGCAGCCAAGCUUAUCUACGAGCUUGUCCCACUCAACACGAUUUCAUUGCAAUCUGGUCUCAUUACGAGACUUCUCGUCUUCCAGGGGGAUGCUCCUCUUCCGCAGCUGCCCAGUAAUCCUAUACGAGCCCUCUCCGGAUCCGCUCAGCUUGACUUGUCGCUGUGCAUGGAAGGGAUGCCAAACUCGCACAUGCUGUGGAUGGCUCUCAUAUGCAGAGCACUACCGCUGGCGUACCUACGCCGGCUCGAAAUCUCGUCUCCGCAGGGCUGUUUCGGUGAAGUUGAAUGGUGGCUCAAGGUGUUUGGCACCAUGGACGAGGUAACGACGCUAAGAAUCUGCGGACCAUCCUGCGGAGUGCUCCCACAGAUGCUGCGCGUCCCCGUCCACGGUAGAGACGACCAACCUUUUAUGCUCCCUCGCCUGGAAAGGCUCGAAGUAGACCUGCCGCCCGUGCCUCGAGAACUCGUAAAUGCCACUAUUGGCAGGUAUGCGAGCGACCUGCGCGCAUCGUUGACAGAUCGUCGUGCUCUGGGUAUGGGCCUCGGCCAAUUAGCGGUUCUUCAAAGGGCGUCGUCGCAAGUGGAGAGCGACCAGCAUGUGUUCAUGCAGCUCCUCCAACCGGUCGUACCGACAAUCUUCGAGACGGAUAACUCAGGAGCGUUGAUCUCUGUCUCAACUUAG